Tetrahymena thermophila SB210 is the source of this 1950-nucleotide messenger RNA. RefSeq names its product peptidase family C54 protein. Lineage: Eukaryota; Ciliophora; Oligohymenophorea; Hymenostomatida; Tetrahymenidae. The record is from RefSeq and is a predicted model, not a curated record. The transcript has 4 exons. Gene Ontology annotation, molecular function: protein-phosphatidylethanolamide deconjugating activity.
AUGCAAGAUAAAGAUUCAAGCUUUGACAUUAUUGAGUUACAAAAUAUAUAGGCUGAUGCCUUCAAGGAUGCUUAAUGUUCUAACAAUUAAAGCUAUUAAGAUAAAUUAAAAUCAAAUAGUGCAUCAAAAAAGCAUUAUUAAUAUCUUAGCUAAACUAGCUAUACAGAAGAAAAAAACAAUCUUAACCCGCGUAAUGCAGUCCACUUUUAAGAAUUUAAAAAAGAAAUCAAACAGAUGAGUUAUUCAGAGAGAAUAAAAGCCUUCUUCUCAAAUGCGACAUAUAAUAUGAAAACAUUUUCAAAAUCUAGUUGGAAAGCUGUAAAAAUUAAUUCUAAGCAUCCAUAUGCAAGAUUAUUUGAGAAAGAUUUUUAUUAUGAUGAUAGAAAUCCUGAAUAAGAAAAUAAUAAUUUCUUGAAAUAUCAUGAAAGAGUAAUUUGGUUUUCAUAUAGAAAUAAUUUUCCAUUAAUCAGAGAUGUUGCUGAUGAUAAUUAAUCAGUCUCUAAUGAUUAUGGUUGGGGUUGCAUGAUACGAUGCAGUUAAAUGCUUUUAGCUGAAGCAUUAAAAAGACAUUACUUAAAUGAUUAAAAUAUAUAAAUCGAAUAACUUUCUUAAGAUGAUGAGAAACACUUUUACUCAAACAUUAUAAAAUUGUUUUUAGAUUGCACAAGCGAAUCGGAUGUACUAAAUUAACCUGGUAGUUAUUAAGAUAUUUAAAGUAAAAUGCUGUUAAAUGAAUAGAAUUUAAAUAAUAUUUAUUCUUUGUUUGGAAUUCAAAAUAUUUGUCAGAGUGCUAUUCUCAGACAGUAUUAAUAAAAUGUUAAAAACUGGUAUACUUCUAUAUAAGUCAGUGUAAUUCUGCAAGAAAUCUUAGAAGAAUCUUAAUCUAAAUUAAACUCAAAACUUGGUUUUCAUAUUUUAAAUUUUACAGAUUAAAUCAUUUUCUUAAAGGAGUUAGAAGAAGCAUCUAGAAAAUAAAAUGACAGACUCAAUAAUAUCCUUGUUAUGGUCCAUUUAAAGUUCGGUAUAAACAAAUUUGAAAUGCAGCAUAAAGACUAUUUCAUAGAGUUACUCAAAAUAAAAAAUUUUGUUGGAGCUCUUUCAGGUACUGAAACUAAGGGAAUGUAUAUAAUAGGCUUUCAAGAAGACAGAUUAAUUGUUUUAGACCCUCACUUUAUUUAAAAAUCAACAGAAGGAGAAUAAGGGCUUGAUAAAGAUUAUUGCACUUAUUUCAAUAAAACACCAAGAUCCAUUUCGUUAGAAUGUUUAUCUAGUGAUAUAUCGCUUGGAUAUUUUAUCUAAGUUAAUGAAGAACAAUCAAUAAAUUAGUUCAUAGAUCAAAUUCUAACACUGAAUGAAAAACACAAAGAACCUCUUUUGAGUAUAUUGAACGAUAGAAUAGAAACAGAUGAAAUGGAGAUUGAAGAACAUCAAAUUAAUAAGGAGGUAAAAGAUUAGGAGAAUUAAGAUUCAGUUAAUAAUAUCUCCUAAAACGAGGAGGGAGAGGAAUAAAAAUAGUCAUCAGAACAUAAUUAAAAUAUAGAUUAAAUAAAUGACAUAUAUAAAAAGGAGAUAAAAGAGGAUAAAAAUAGAAGAGUAAUUAACAAAAAUAUUGACAAGUAAAGUAUAAUAUCAAAUGAAAGCAAUUUCAGCCAUUUAAAUAGUAAUAAUAACAAUAAUCAUAGUAAUAUUAACAGUAGUAACAUUAAUUAUCGAAUUUAAGAUUUUUAUAUAUCUAAUGGAUCAGCUAUUAGCGAAAGCAGUAAUUCGAAUUUAGAUAAAAAUUAAAGUUAUAAUGAAUAAGAAUAAAUGUCGUUAGCCAUUCCGUGUAUAAAAAAAUUAAAUAUGUCUAGUUAAUUAGACAAUUUGAAAAUUUAAAAUAAAGAUUACUCAGAUAGUAAUAAGACAAUUUAAAAAAAUGUAGUGUACAAUGAUUUUGAAGUCAUUUCCUGA